Messenger RNA from Schistosoma rodhaini, 2162 nucleotides. The record is from the annotation of a GenBank genome assembly. Lineage: Eukaryota; Metazoa; Platyhelminthes; Trematoda; Strigeidida; Schistosomatidae.
AUAUAUAUAUAUAUAUAUAUAUUUAUGCAGAAAAGAUAAUACAAUUUGUGGAUAAAGUUUGACGAGGACAAAUGAAGAAACGUAAAUCAAGUCACGGAGUUGUCAAUCCUAGUCUCAAUAAUAAAAUAGAAUUAAAACGUGAAGUGGGCUUAUGGAGUGCUGUUUCUAUUACUAUUGGCACAAUCAUUGGAUCUGGUGUAUUUGUUACACCAAAAGGUGUAUUAGAAAAUAGUGAACAAAGUCCUGGUAUUUCUAUUAUAAUAUGGAUAUUAUGUGGUAUCAUCUCAUUAUUGGGUUCAUUAUGUUAUGCUGAACUUGGUACUACGAUAACUGAUGGCGGUGGUGAUUAUGUCUACAUUAAAAAAGCAUUUGGUAAUUUACCGGCAUUUCUACAAUUAUGGGUGAAUCUUGUAGUAAUUCGACCAACAUCUACUGCAAUUUGCGCUUUCAGUUUUGCAUAUUAUGCUCUUUAUCCAAUUUAUUCAAAUUGUGAUCCACCAUAUCUGCUUAUUAUUAGUUUUUCAAUUUUAUCUAUAACAUUCUUGACAUGGAUAAAUAUUAUGAAAGUUCGUUGGGCUACAAGAAUUCAAAAUUUAUUUACAGCAGCUAAAUUAUUAGCAUUGACUAUUAUUAUUCUAUCUGGUUUAUAUGUUCUAUGUCAAAGUAGGCUAGAAAAUUUCGAAGAAUUUUGGCAACCUACUAGACCAAUGAAUCCAUCACGUUUAGCUCUAGCUUUUUAUUCUGGUUUAUUUGCAUAUGCUGGCUGGAAUUUUCUAAAUAUCAUUACUGAAGAACUUCAAAAUCCUCAACAAAAUUUACCACGAUCUAUUUAUAUUAGCAUUACAAUAGUGACAUUUGUUUAUGUGUUGACAAAUAUGGCAUAUUUCAUUGUACUUCUACCAUAUGAAAUUAUUCAAUCAAAUGCAGUAGCUGUGACAUUUGCUGAUCGUUUAUACGGAAAAUUCUCAUGGAUAAUGUCAAUAUUCAUUUCAUUAUCAUGCUUUGGUGGUUUAAAUGGAAUUUUGUUCACAUCAGGCAGAUUGAAUUUUGUUGCAGCUAGAGAAGGUCAAUUGCCUAUUUUGUUAGCAACAAUUCAUGUUGAACAUUUAACACCAGUACCAUCUAUAUUAUUGAAUUGUUGUUUAAGUUUAAUAAUGCUUAUUGUAUCCGAUUUAUUUACAUUGAUUAAUUAUGUAUCAUUUGUUCAAUGGUUAUCUGUUGCUGCUAGUAUAUUGGCAAUGUUAUAUCUUCGUCGUAGUCAACCUAAUCUUUCUAGACCUAUACGUUUACCAUUGAUAAUUCCUAUAACAUUUUUACUUAUAUGUGGUUUCUUAUUAAUUUUUCCAAUAUUUCAUAGACCAAAAGAAUUAUUUAUUGGUAUGAUUAUAGUAUUAUCUGGUAUACCAAUUUAUUUAAUUGGUAUAGGAUGGAAACGUAAAUCAAAUUUAUUUAUACAGAAAUAUAAUUAUAUUACUAUUCAAUGUCAAAAAUCAAUGCAUGUAGUUUAUCCGGAAUAAAACUACACUGAAUUGUGUAGAUGUAUGCAUUAUUAUAGAAAGAAAACAAAAAUAAUCAAAACAUAAUACAAUUGCAUUACUUAUUAUAAUUCAAUAAUUCAAAUGAAAUGAAGUAAAAUGGAAUUUUCCCUACUUCUAUUACUACUAUUACUACUAUUACUAUUACUAUUACUACUACUACUAAUACAAAUACGAAUACUAUAAUAAUACUACUAAUACUACUACUACCCACACUACUACCAAUACUACUUAUAAAUGUAAUGUUAGUGGAGGAUUAUCGAAUAUUCAAAGAAAAUAAAUCAAUAAUUCUUGUGCUCUAUUUGUUCUUUUCUUCUUCUUUCUAUUAUUGAGUUUAAAGUUUACAAUGAAUUAAUUGAUAUAUUUGUUUUGAAAAGAAUUAAAACGAAAAUUUCAACAGAAUAACAUGAAUUCAUUGUUGUUUUUUCGAUAGGUUCUCUUCAUUUGUUAAUUGUUGAUGAUAAAUAGAUAUGAAAGAAAAGUUUUUAUCUUUAAGUUGGGUUUGAAAUGUGGUUUUAGGAGACUAGGAAUAACAUUUGGUAAACUUGUAUAAUUACCACUGAUUAAGGAUGAGGAUAAAGGAGGAUGGUUGAUAGUAGCGACAAAAGAAUUAUUAGUAAACCAAGA